Zingiber officinale is the source of this 981-nucleotide messenger RNA. RefSeq names its product CASP-like protein 4A2. The transcript is spliced from 3 exons. The record is from RefSeq and is a predicted model, not a curated record. Lineage: Eukaryota; Viridiplantae; Streptophyta; Magnoliopsida; Zingiberales; Zingiberaceae. The coding region runs from base 46 to 771 and encodes 241 amino acids.
AAGGAAAAUUAAAGCCCAAAGAGAGACAAAUAAUUGAGCCGAGUCAUGAGUUCGCCGGUGCCUGACUCCGGGAGCCCUUCCCUGCCUCCGCCCUCUCAGUCUCCGAGGAAGAGUCCUCCUCCGGCAUACGCCCGCGCCGCGAAUUCCCCUCCCCGGUCACCGAUCCCACCGUCACCGCCCGUCGCACCGAACAGAGCAGCGCCGGCGCCGGCGCCGGCGGUCACCUUGGGCUCUACGGUAGCGAAGUCGGUGGCAGGGGUCGACGGGCGGGCGGCGGAGAGGAGAUUCAUAGCUGCGCCGCAGUCAGUGAGACAGCGGCCGUGGCCGGUACGUGCGGCGAUCGGGCUCCGUGUUGUGGCGCUGCUGCUGUGCAUGAUCGCCUUCUCGGUGAUGGCCUCCGACAAGACAGAGGGGUGGGCGGGAGACUCGUACGACCGAUAUGAGGAAUUCCGGUACCUGGUCGGAGUGAACGUGAUCGCCUUCGUCUACUCCCUGUAUCAGGUUUACGAGCGGAUCCACCGGAUGACCACCAUGAGCAGCCUAAUCAGUCGCCCGCUUCGUUAUUAUUUCGAUCUCACGAUGGAUCAGAUACUGGCUUAUCUUCUGAUGUCUUCGUCGUCGGCCGCAGCCUCUCGCAAUGACGCAUGGGCUUCGACGUUCGGAAGCGACGCCUUCACGCGCAAGGCAAAGGGAUCCAUCACCGUUUCGUUCAUCGCCUUCUUCGUGUUCGCGCUCAGCGCUCUCAUCUCUGCGCACAACCUUUUCAGGUAGAAGCUCGAUUCUGAUACCUGGCAUGUCAAAUUGAUUAUAUUAUAUGUACGAAGGGUGGCUAUAAAUUGGGGGCAAGCAGCAAUACGCCAAUACGUACGUUCAAACAUUUUUUUUAAGCUCAUAUUUGUAUACCGUUUUGCAAUUGUGUUUGAUUAUUCAAAAUUGUUUGAUGAUAAAAAUUAUAGAAAAGCAUUUAGUUUAUUAUGCACA